Mobula hypostoma (lesser devil ray) is the source of this 5125-nucleotide messenger RNA. RefSeq names its product membrane bound O-acyltransferase domain containing 2b (gene mboat2b). The record is from RefSeq and is a predicted model, not a curated record. The coding region runs from base 1136 to 2662 and encodes 508 amino acids. Gene Ontology annotation, molecular function: acyltransferase activity. Gene Ontology annotation, cellular component: membrane. The transcript has 14 exons. Lineage: Eukaryota; Metazoa; Chordata; Chondrichthyes; Myliobatiformes; Myliobatidae. Gene Ontology annotation, biological process: lipid modification.
AGCAGUGUUAUAGAUGUGUAGGAAUGUACUGAGAGUAUUGACUUCGAAUGUAAAGUAUGAAAAGGCAUUAAUUAUACGGUUUAUUCUUGGAAAUAUUUUUAUUAUGAAUAAGGUUUAUUUUGUUGAAACAUGUAUCACGUCAGUCUAGGGAUGGACAGUUGAAGUCAGUUGAGAUUUAUUCCUACAUUUAGCAAAUUCUCAGAGCUUUCCAAGAUCAGUGUUUUUUAAAAUCUCUUUUCCGCAUUGUUUGUUUUCUUGAAUUCUUAUUCCUCCGCCUUAUUUGAACCUGGUUCGUCCGAUGUUCGGUUCUAUUUUGGCACUGGAAUGUGCGGCGACACUUGCGGGCUGCCCUCAGAACAUCCUUGGGCGUUUUGGUUGUUAACGCAAACGACGCAUUUCAUUGUAUGUUUCGAUGUAUGUAUUCCCCGAAGUGGCGUUCAAAGGCGUUUCAGAAGUUCUUUUGAUCCUGUCAUCCACAAAACGUAGCUUUGAAAUUUUCAAGCUAAGGGGGAAAUGGGUGGUGGUGGCGGGGAGGGGGGAAAUCUGCCAAAUUAGCACAACACAGGGUGCCACUCUUCUGCAGAUUCCAGGCGAGUGGUUCGGAAGAAAUUAGUUAAAGGCAAUUGAACAUUCAAGUGAAAAUACAAUGAAAUGUUUAAUAAGUAAAUCAUAAACAUAAACAUAUUAUUUAAACGUUUAAACCGAAUCACCUUAAUUUAUCGUUUUCAUAAUUUUCUUCCCAACCUUAUUCGAACAUUCACAACAUUACGAAUAUUCAAACAAAAUAUCUAGUAGAAGAAAGAACGGAAAUUGCCCAAUGGAGAGAAUUUAAAUUCCCAGCUUUUCCAAGAUCCCAUAUGGGUCACCAGCUCUUACAAGCCACUCGUUAUAGCUCUCUUCAUUCAUGCAAUUCUGAAGACCGGGAAUGUACCAGCCUCGGUGAGAUCCACGGCUCCGUUCGAUGUCAUGAAGCGAUUAACAGCCUUGUUAGCCAAUGGGGAAGCGGUGGCGCUCCCGUCAAUGCCCACAGAAGGGUCCCGCCCUCUCCUGCACUGGACCAAUGAGCGUUGGCGUGGGGCACGAGGGGUGGGUUCAGCUGCUAUGGCUUUGAGCAGGCGGCGUUAGCUUGUCAAACAUGGCUUCGAGUAGCAAUAGCGGCAACACGGGUUCCACUCUGCUGCAGCCCUUCAGCGAGGCCAUUAACCUAUCCGUCGACCAGGUGAAUUUUGUAGUAUGUCAGUUGUUUGCUCUGCUAGCAAGUGUGUGGUUUCGACUUUAUCUUCAUCCAAGUAAAACAAGCAGCUUUGUCAGGCAUGCUGUUGCCACUCUUCUGGGACUUUAUCUUGCAGUGUUCUGCUUUGGAUGGUAUGCUUUGCAUUUUAUUCUUCAGACUGGAAUUUCUUACUACAUUAUGGUCAUUGUUGGGGCAGGCCACAUGCAUAAGUUCUGUUUUGUCUUUGCUUUUGGAUACCUCACCCUCUGCCAAGUUAGCAGAGUAUACCUCUUUGAUUACGGACGAUAUUCAGCUGACUUUACCGGUCCAAUGAUGAUAAUAACACAGAAGAUAACCAGCUUGGCUUUUGAAAUUCAUGAUGGUAUGGCACGUAAAGAAGAGCAUCUGACUCCAGCACAGAAAUCUUUAGCUGUCUGGACCAUGCCAAGUAUAUUGGAAUAUUUAAGCUACAACUGUAAUUUCAUGGCUAUCCUAGCCGGACCCUUCUACACAUAUAAAGACUACAUUGCUUUCAUUGAAGGCAGAACGUUGCACAGGAAGAGUACUGCAGUAAAUGGAAAAGGGGAUGAACAAUAUGAUAAUGUAGAACCUUCACCUGUGCCAGCUGUACUGUGUAAGCUUCUCGUCUGCGGGAUUUCUUUGGCUUUUCACCUGACGGUCACAAAUAUGUUCCCUGUUGCAUACAAUAUUGAUGAAACAUUUGUGAUGACAGCUAGCUUGCUUAGCCGAGUGUUCUACCUUUAUUUUUCAUUAAUGGCUGCCCGGCCAAAAUACUACUUUGCUUGGAGUCUUGCUGACGCUAUCAACAAUGCUGCAGGAUUUGGCUUCAAUGGUUAUGAUGAGCAAGGCAAUGCACGUUGGGACUUGAUUUCAAAUUUAAAUAUUGUGAACAUUGAGUCAGCAACAAGUUUUAAAAUGUUCAUUGAUAACUGGAACAUACAAACAGCUCGCUGGUUUAAAAGAGUUUGCUAUGACCGCUGCCAUUAUCAUCCAACAGUAGCAACUUUUAUCCUCUCUGCAAUGUGGCAUGGAGUGUACCCAGGCUAUUACAUGACGUUUCUUACAGCAAUACCAAUAACAUUAGCAGCUCGCGCAAUUAGAAACAACUUUAGAAACUCUUUUAUUAGGACACCAGCGUUCAAAUUAUUUUAUGACAUUUUCACCUGGAUUGCAACCAUGAUAGCAAUAAGCUACACAGUUGCGCCAUUUGUUUUGCUCUCAGUGGAGCCAUCCCUAAAAUUUUACCGUUCUUGGUAUUAUUGUUUCCAUGUCGUUCCUCUGUUGGUCAUAUUGGUAUUGCCAAUUAAACCAAGACGAAAGGAAAAUGAACAGAACCAUUCAAAACAGAAAUCACUGGUAGAACGAUUGACCUCGAACAAUUAUUCUGCUUUGAACAACAACUUGGACCAGAUACCAAGACCAUCGUGAACACCAAGUGCAUUUGAAUAGGAGAUACACUAUUAAUGCAAGAUCUGCAGGGGAUAAAUUUGACCUUUGACUUCCUGGAGAUUCAUCUGAAGGGCUGAUUUCAGAACUUCUAAUUUUCUAGCAACAAUGCAACCAUAAACGACAGAUGUGAACGACAAAGACUUAUGAUAUUGAGAGGGGAACCUCUUGUUUUCUACACAGGAAAUAGUUAUUUCCAUACUACUCACUUGUAGACAGAGAAAGAAAGGAUAUUCUGAAAACCUCAAACAUGAUCAUCUACAUUUUGAAACGCUGAAUACUUAUUUUUAUGCUUUAAGAUGGUUGGUAAUAUGUAAGUUAUAACUUAUUGUUUUCAGAAUUUUAGUGCAAGAAUUCUGACUUUUUUUCUGUAGUCACUCGAAUUGGGAUAAUAUCUUGUUUGUAGCAAAAAGUAUCAAUGACCACGAUGCCAAUCCUAAUGAUAGACUGCAUUCAGUUUUGGAUUUUUUUUUCUGUUUUGAGUAGAGUGGUUUAUAUGUAGAUAUUGGGCACUAAUUUUUUUUCUAACUUGAAUUUCUAUGUGUCAAAUUUGAAGCUUUUAAAAGAAAUAGAAAUAGUUUUAUAGUUAAUCAAUAAGGAACUGUAGAAGUACUUGAAAUUGUACUAGUGUUAAUAAUGCCAAAACUGGAGCUUAUGCUACUAAAGAUCAUGAAAAUUUUGAGGCUCCUGCGAUCAACAACUGGUCAUUUAACAAAGGUGGUGCAUGGUUGUGACAAAAUAUUCUUAAUCAUUCUUUGAGGGUGUCCACUGUAAAAUCAGCGAUGUUUACAAAUUUUUAAUGUGAAUAAAUACCAAGCACAAUAUAUUUAUACUUCAAAUAAAACUUCCAAUUUAUCAGGCUCUAAAUAAGAAUAUUAUUGCUAUUUGGAGAAAAAAUAAAAUAAUUUGACUCAUCUGAAAAAUAUAGCAAUAAUUGAUUAAAAAUGCAUUCAUGUUGUACGUUGUUUUAUUUAAAUAACCUCAAGUAUAAUUUUUAUUCAAAUCCUUAACCACCUUUACACUAAAUUUUUCUAUACAACUGCUGUCUAAAUUUUUAAAUGACAGAUUCAAAGAAUGGAAUGAGAUUGGUAUGUAGCAAAUCAUAACAACAAUUAUCUUUUUCUGUGAAGAAAGACAAGAAAAUCACAUCUGUCAUAAAUCUUGUUAGUUGUAUGUGGGGGCCACGGUAGUGUAGCGGUUAGCGCAGCACUAUUACAGCUUGGGAUAUCGGAGUUCACUUCUGGUGUCCUCUGUAAGGAGUCUUUCUAUAUCCUCCCCAUGGAAUGCAUGGGUUUUCUCUGGGUGCUCUGGUUUCCUCCCACAGUCCAAAGACAUACCAGGUAGGUUAAUUGGUCUUUGUAAGUUGUCCAGUGUAGGUUAGGGUUAAGUAGGGGUUGUCAGGGGUUGCUAGGCAGCAUGGCUCGAAGGGCCUGAAGGGCCCAUUCCACGCUGUAUCUCUAAAUAAAUAAAAUAAAAAUGAUUAAAUGUUCAAUGCUCAUUAUAAUUUUAGUUUCCAGAAGGCUAAGCUUAACUUAAGACUAUGGUUUUGUUCUUUUUAAUCAACCUCAGUUUCAACAAUUCUAGGCAUGGCCAUUUAUCCAUGGUUGAUAUGAAUAUUAGAAUAUUUAAAGUAGAGUGAUGAUAGCAUUUUUAUUCCAUGUAUUUGUAACAUUGCACUGUAAUUAAUGGUAUAUUAGCUGUAUCAAGUUUACAAUGUGGAAACGUUUAAUUAAAUUUGUAUUAUCUGCACAGUGAUGAAUUGUAUUAAAAUUUAUCCUAGUGCAAUUCAUUUCAGGAGAAUGGUUGAAAAAAACUUUUAAUGUCAAAAAAUGAAAUAUUAGAUGUUUUUAUAGAUUUUUAAACAUCAGCUGUUCAACCUGUUGUGAUUUGUUUCUGAAUUUAACCACUAUAAAUGAAUUUGGAUUGGCUUCCAAAAUGUUUUACAUAAGGGGAAAUUCCUCUUAAUACUGACUUUGCAAACAAUUUUAUUUUUCUAUUAAUGCUACAUUGAACAUAAAUUAGUUUAUUUUCCCAUUAUGAAAAAGUGUUCAGUGGCUGUGGGCUUUCAAAACCUUACAAGAUUAAACAGAAUAGAAAUCACCAAAAUAUGCCUUUCCAAUUCUCACAAUGUUGUCUAUUUUUAAUUCUUGUAGCAAAAUUAUAAUACAAUAUUUUGAACUAUUUUUUGUUUAUCAAAAUAUGUAAAGUAUUUUCUACCUGUAAUUUGCAGGGAAAAAGAUUACUCUUAAAGAGCUGCACUGAUGUCAUUUCAGAGAUUCUUCUUCACCUUUUGUAGAAGCUAUAUUUGAUUGUUUUGAUACAUAAUGCCAGCUGUUAAGUGAUUGUUGAAGUGAUUGUAUAAUCAUAUGUAAUGUUUAAUUUGUGAGAUCAAAAUUUGAUUAAAAUAAUUGCUAAGAAUUUGUUUCUGCAAAAUAAUUUGGGAGC